UCACGCUUAUCCACCUUUUGCCCAAUUUUCUGUUUAUUUCCAUUUUCCUCCACCGAUCCCUUUCCCACUUCCUCUAUCUUCCUCUCCUCCAUUUUCUUUCAUUCAACAAUAACCCUUUGAAAUCCUUCGGAAUAUCUUCAUCAAAUCGGUAUCUGCUUCUCUGUCCCACCUCGAAACUGUAACCGCAGAAGAUUUAAUUUAACUUGUAUUAACGGGAACUAAGAAAGAACCCUAAGAGUGUGAAUUUUGUCCAGUUGAAGAACUUUUCUGUAACGAGCUACCAUGGGUGAAGAAUUGAAGCUUUCUGAGUACGAUUCUAGCGGUGGUAAUAAUGAUGACAGAGUUUUGUGGGAGGUUGGACUUCCCGGCGCCGACGAUCUCACGCCGUUGACUCUGCAGUUGAUUCCGGCCGAACUUGCUUCUGCGUUCAGAAUCUCGCCGGAAUCCUCAAAGUCCAUGGCUGAUGUAAAUCGCGCUUCGCAGAAUACUUUUUCUUCUCUCCAGAGAUGGCACUCACAAGAUAUGUCUUCAAUGAAUAACUUAAACUUCAAGCCGUUCAAUGAGGAGACGACUGUUACUGAAAAAGACGAAACGGAUCUAACGAGAGAGGGAUACGACCCGAGGAAGCUCCGGAGGGUUGAAUCCGGAGGCACUGAAGAGAUUGAUUCUGCUCUGUGUAACGAAAAUUGUGCGGAUGAUUCGUCGGCUAAUAAGACGCUGAAUAAGCGGGCAAGGCUUGUUUGGACGCCGCAGUUACACAAGCGUUUUAUUGAAGUGGUGGCCCACUUAGGUAUCAAAAACGCUGUGCCGAAGACGAUUAUGCAACUUAUGAAUGUGGAAGGACUGACGCGCGAGAACGUGGCGAGUCAUUUACAGAAGUAUAGAUUGUAUAUGAAGAGACAGGGAAAUGAGGGGCCUUCUUCUUCUGAUCAUUUGCUUAAUUCCACGCCGGCGCAGCAGAGUUUGCGUGAGUCCGGUGAGAGUGGUCAUCACCUUCGUAAUACUAAUGGCCACGUGGGAAUGCCGACUCACAUGCCUUACCCGCCGCAAAUGGUGCAGAUGCCGAUGAUUGGAAUGGCCAACGGAGGCAUGCCUGUUGGGUAUGGGGGUGGACCAUCAGUUGGAUUUCAUCAUCAGUAUAGUAUGAUGCAACAACAGCGGGAAUGGUCUGGGAAUAAUUUUGGUUACUAUCAUCCUGUUGCUUCUAAUGAUAAGUAGUUGUACUAGCUGAGUGCAGACUUGCCAGGUGUCUUUUGAGCAUGGAAAAUCAUGGGAGAUAUCGUGAGGUGUACUCUGGAAAAAUCUGGGACAAAUUUGAGUUAGAUAGCAGAAAGACAUUUGGUUCAAUCCAUCCUUGCGAUGCAUUUUAGUGGUCUUUUCCCUCAAAUCUGUUUCAUCCAGCAGCAGCAAAUUGUUAAUAUAACGUCAACCUGUCCUUUUGAAUGAUAAAUGGCUUAAUGUUUCUUUGGCAUGGAUAAAUGGUGUAAUGUUGUGUAGUGGUCGUAUUGAACCUUCGUUUCCACGAUGAUCCAUACUCAGUAAUAUACCUAAAACUUUGUCACUAGACCCUACAUAUUGGGUAUUUGAAUCUUAUCCUUCUCUCCCUACUUUAUGGGCCUAAUCUCUUCUUUUCUUUUCAUCUCUUUCUAUAAGAAAUCAAUUAAUUGCUCCAUAUUUUGUGUAUAGCUCCUAAGUUUUGUGCUUGCUUUAAAUUCAGUAGUAACUGGAAUCACUUCUUGUUGUUACAUAUCAUUGGAGGUGGUUCUGGCAUAUAGUUUCUUAAUUCGCCUAAAUAAUUUGCUGCAGUUAAGCUAAUAGGACGAACAUGAUACAACAAUCUUUGGGAGGAUCCAGUAACUAAAACUCUUAUAUUGUCUAGUUGAAUUAAGUAAUUGUACAUCUCAUCUUCAUAUUGUUGCAUAGAUUUCUCUGCUCAUCUACUGUGCUACUAAAACAAUAUGGGAUUAAUCUUUGAGAACUAUUGAUGAUGUGCAUCAUGUUGUUCACAGUUCCAUGAGAGCACUGGUACCUCCAUUUAUUCUGCUUGGAACCUUCCAUUAUUACUGAUCCUUUCCCUGCACAGCUCCAUCUGGAUCUUUAUUUGUUCCUUAAUGAAUACUAUAGACAAAAAAAUUCUGGAUGAUUGGAGGCAAGUAAAUCCUCUAUUAGACUACACCGACUUGACAUUGUGUUUCUGGUGAGGUGUGGUUUCUAUCUCCCUAUGUCUGCUUAAUUUUCGCUAUUGAGCAUCAAGGUUUCCAGCUUUUGUUGGAUAUAGAGGGUAAGGAGAUUAUGGGAUGAAGCAGUAUUCCAUUCCGGAUUGGUAUUGCAGUUUCAGAAAACGUGGGGAAGUCAAUAGCUCCAAACGCAUACUCAAGAAUGGCGGAGAAGAAAUUUCUUCUCUGCUAUGUGUGAAGAUAUACUGCCCCUCCCUGUGUUUCAUUUUCUUGUUAGAAGAUAAAGUCAUUCCCCUUUGAUGCAUAAGGGAUUUCUAUAUUUUGGUUA
Messenger RNA from Nicotiana tabacum (common tobacco), 2505 nucleotides. Its product is annotated as transcription factor PCL1. Gene Ontology annotation, cellular component: nucleus. Gene Ontology annotation, biological process: regulation of DNA-templated transcription. Gene Ontology annotation, molecular function: DNA-binding transcription factor activity; DNA binding. The record is from RefSeq and is a predicted model, not a curated record. NCBI's taxonomy places the organism in Eukaryota, Viridiplantae, Streptophyta, Magnoliopsida, Solanales, Solanaceae.